This is a messenger RNA of Helianthus annuus (common sunflower), 1586 nucleotides long. RefSeq lists its product as uncharacterized. NCBI's taxonomy places the organism in Eukaryota, Viridiplantae, Streptophyta, Magnoliopsida, Asterales, Asteraceae. Bases 163 to 1272 code for a protein of 369 amino acids. The transcript is spliced from 2 exons. The record is from RefSeq and is a predicted model, not a curated record. Gene Ontology annotation, molecular function: nucleic acid binding; zinc ion binding.
UCUCUCAAGAACAAUAUGGUAUCAGAGCAGAAGAUUCUGCUCCAUCUCUGAUUUCAAACUGCAAUUCGAUCUUUCUUUCACAGUUCUCAGUCGAUUCUCUGAUCGAUUUUCUACUUUCUCGUCUCAAUUUCAUCCGUUUAAUUCUCAAUUUUUUUUUUCAAAAUGCCAGAAAAUCAAACAAAUUCAGCUGUAAAUUCAAUUGAUGAGUCAAAUCCCUUAUAUCUUCACCCUUCUGAUCAUCCUGGGAUGAUUCUGGUCUCAAAACAAUUCGAUGGAACAGGUUUUGGAUCUUGGAAGAGAGCUAUGAUGAUUGCACUCUCUGCUAAGAACAAAUUAGGGUUUGUUACUGGAACUGUUACAAAUUCUUCAAAUUCAGAUCUCUGGCAACGUUGUAAUGAUAUGGUGAUCUCUUGGAUCAUAAACACAUUAGCAAGAGAAAUCAGUGAAAGUGUUCUGUAUGUUCAAACAGCCUCUCAACUUUGGAAGGAAUUAAAUGACAGAUAUGGGCAAGCCAAUGGUACGAAAUUCUAUCAGCUGCAGAAAAGUCUUUGUGAAAUUUCGCAAGGUAAUAGUAAUAUAGCUUCUUAUUUUACCAAGAUCAAGUGUAUUUGGGAUGAAAUCAGUUCUUUGUAUACUAUUCCUCCUUGUUCUUGUGGUACUUAUCAAGAAAUGGUCAAAAGAGAGGAAGAACAAAGGUUAAUUCAAUUUCUUAUGGGGCUAAAUUCUACUUAUGAUGCUAUUAGAGGAAAUAUCUUAAUGAUGCAGCCCUUACCUUCAAUUAGUCAAGCAUAUGCCUUACUAAUUCAUGAUGAAAAACAAAAGGAAAUUCAUCCUGCCACUCAAUCCUUUACGGAAGCUUCAGCUAUGCAUGUUCAAAAUCAGUCUCAAGGAAAUUCCUAUAAUAAACCUGGGGAUUUAAAAAAGGUUAUAUGUGAGAACUGCAAGAAACCUGGGCACGCAACAAAUAAGUGUUAUAGGUUAAUUGGUUUCCCAAAAGAUUUUAAAUUCACAAAGCCAAAACGGUUUGCUGGUACUACUUCCACAAAUGAUAAUCUCAAUUUCAAAGAGGAAAUGCAUAAGUUUGAUGUUCAUGCCAUGAAUGCUGGAACAAGUCUAACAUCAGAUCAGUGUCAUCAGUUAAUUCAGUUCUUGCACAAUACUCAUCUGGCCAAUCCAAAUUCCAGAUCUUCUUUUCAAUCACCAAAUGUCACCACAAUCAAAUCUGCCAAUUUUGCAGGGCCCUUCUCUGAAGAGGCCACUAGUUCUUGGUAAGCUGCUUGAUGGGCUCUACAUCCUCAAGACAAAUGAGAUGAUUUACAAUAGUAUUUUUCCUGUUUCUAGAAUAAAUUUUUCCAGUAGUAAUGCUGUUGUUACUGGAACAGUUUGGCAUAAUAGGCUUGGACAUUUGUGUCGCAACCCCCGAUCCCUUAUCUGUCCGGGGAACGGGCGGACGCGAACUCAGAGUUUCAGUGGUAUCAGCUUGUUAAAAUUGGCAGCGGAAAUUACAUCAGGAUCGUAGUUAGGAAAUGUUUAUCAGAGUAAAACCACCAUAUUUAAUAUUAAUAGUUACAUGGGCAAAACCCAAG